Molecule: messenger RNA, 1948 nt
Organism: Coccinella septempunctata (seven-spotted ladybird)
Lineage: Eukaryota; Metazoa; Arthropoda; Insecta; Coleoptera; Coccinellidae
Product: longitudinals lacking protein, isoforms H/M/V-like
Exons: 7
Coding region: 239-1522 (427 amino acids)
Biological process (GO): regulation of transcription by RNA polymerase II
Cellular component (GO): nucleus
Molecular function (GO): protein binding; DNA binding
Source: RefSeq, a predicted model, not a curated record
UGAGAAAUUUUCAUCAAGGUUCAAAAGAGAUCUUUGAAAGCGGGAAAUAUUCCCGUGGCAAUCAUAGGGAAACUACUUUUCCUUGGUUGGCCAAAAGAAGUAGACAUAUAUUGAUUAAAAUUAAAGGUAGUUUAUUUUUGUCUGAGACUGAGAUGGUCUUCCCACAAUCUUGAGAGCGCCCGAUCUAUUUUUGUACCUAUUCCUUUAAAUUGUGAGUUUCGUGUAGUUACUAUAGGAUAUGGCUGUUAUUGAAGACCAGCAAUUUUGUCUGAGAUGGAAUAAUUUUCAAGCGAAUUUCACAUCACAAUUUGAAACCUUAAGGGACGAUGAGGACUUCACCGAUGUCACGAUUGCAUGUGAAGGUCAGAAACUACAAGCACAUAAAGUUGUUCUUUCGGCUUGUAGCCCUUAUUUCAAGGAAUUAUUCAAGACAAACCCAUGUUCCCAUCCCAUAAUCUUCAUGAAAGACGUGGAGGCCCAACACAUAGUGGCCCUGAUGGAAUUCAUGUACGCUGGAGAAGUGAACGUAGCUCAAGCCAACCUGUCGGCUUUCCUAAAAACGGCAGAAUCCCUGAAAAUCAGGGGGCUCACAGACACAACCACUUCCUACGACACUGAAUCGCCCAAAGGAGAAGAGGACACCCUGUAUCUCAACCCCCAGUCUUCGAAGCAGAAAAUCAACAAGCCGCAUAUAUCCUCAUCCAGUACCGUAACCUCUAGUCAAGAUAUACCAAAAGAACUGUCUCCUAGUCCUAGUCCACCGCCCAAGAGGCAGUGUAAGUCAGAAUCUGACGUCCCAAGGCUGAGGGCAGUCAAGGAAGAGUCCCUGAGCGGGGUGAAUCCCUUCGCCUUACAGACUGAAGUGAGAAGUCAAUUAGAGUUAAGUAAGACGUCUUUGCAGCCGAAGCUCGAACUGCCGGAUUAUUCUAGCGAGGAUGAAAUGAGGGAGGAUAUUUCCAAUUUUUAUGGGGGAUCUGAACUCACCGAACUGCCAGGGGGUACAGAGAUUAUACCUCAAACGUCAACAUUCAGCCUUAAAGGGACAACACCUGAAUUGACCCUACAAAAUAUGCUCAGAUUCAGAAGAAGACCACCUGAAGCCUGGCUUAAAGAAUUCGAAGAAUCCGAACUUUGCAGUUCUUGGAAAGAUGAGGGAAAUAAUAAGAGACUGAUUAAAUUAGGAGAUGGUAUUGAAGUGUACGAAGACCAACUGAGAAGUGUUAAAUGGAAUGAUUACAGGAAAUUGACCAGAGGACUAGCAACCAUACUGUUCAGCCCAGCAGAGUUGGCUACUUGUUCUGUCACUGGUCAGAGAUGGAGUAGGGCAGGGAGUGAAGAGCGACCAGUGAAACCAGCUUUAGAUAGAACAAAGGUGCAAGCAAUCAUAUCUUAUGUAGCUACGCGUUUUCCAAUGGUUGAGGUUAGUAGAAUAAAACAGGUUUUAGCCUACAAAUGUAAGGAGAAUUCAACAGCAUUGAGAAUGAAAGCUGUAAGAUAUUAUGGGAAACAAGUGCCAAAGUAGGCUUAGGAGGCAUGCCUAAGAUGACAAAUAGGAUUUUCUACAUAUCAGAGAGUAAACGAUGAUUUUUGUUCAACUUGAAAAUUCGUUAUAGAAUUUUCACCAAAUCGAAAAGAAUUUUCGUUUCGUUGCUAAUUUUUCGAUUAUCAAUGAAACCAAUCAGCAUCGAAUUUUUAUCACUAAUAUCACGAUAUUUCUAGUCUAGCCUAUUUGGGUUCAAAUGAAAACGAAUCUGGAGAUAAAUAGUGAUACAGAAUGUUAAGUUUUACCAUUUUUUAUGUUUGCCGAGGAGUUUCAAUUUUAGGUUAUUUUAUCGUUGGGAUAAUAAUAUGAAGAUUGUAAAAAUAUAAAGUUUAUUAUAAAAAUUUUUACAGGAACGGUACUGUUAUAUUUCAACGAUGUUGUCAUAAUAAAUUUUUAUUAUGAGGA